AUGGCCAUGUCUCCAUUAGACGCAGCAGAUGCUGAGAAAGCACUACACGAACUCGAGAGCUUCCUGGAGAAACCCCAAUCUCGAAAGCACAAUCGGACUGUCUCUUUCGGGAAGCUAGACUUGCCUGAGUAUUCAGUAAAGAAGGACGUCAAGGCCAAUUUAAGUCGCACCGCGUAUCUCGACGGCCUUAGAGGCUUUGCAGCACUGCUGGUGUACUCCCUGCACCAUCAGGUUUGGGCCCACUCUGGCAUGGGUGGCGAGUUCAUCCUAGAGAACGCUUUCGGCUGGGAUCACAAAUACUAUUUUGUUUGCUUUCCUGGAAUUAGGAUCCUCUUCUCAGGCGGUCAUCUGGCAGUGGCAAUCUUUUUUGUCAUAUCAGGCUAUGUGCUGACCGCGAAACCGCUGCGACUGCUACAAGCUCGAGAGUCAGCACAGCUAGCAGAUAAUCUCAGCUCCGCAUUGUUCAGACGUUGGAUCAGGCUCUUCAUUCCAGUCAUUGCAACCACAUUUCUAUGGAUGACGAGCUGGCAUCUUUUUGGCAUCAAAUCGAGCAAUCCAAUAGCUGCACCACCUGAGAGAACAUAUCUGGACGAGGUGUGGAAAUGGUACUGCGAUUUCAAGAAUUAUAGCUUCAUAUUCACUGGUGAUGCAUGGAAUGCAUACAACGACCACACAUGGUCAAUCCCAAUGGAGUUCCGAGGAUCAAUUGUGGUGUAUACGGCAUCUCUGGCUUUCUCGCGAUUCAAGACCGACAAACGACUAUUAUGCGAAGUAGGCCUGAUCUGGUACUUCCUUUGGAUUGUAGACGGCUGGUUUUGCGCGCUGUUCAUGGUUGGCAUGCUUCUCGCAGACCUCGAUCUGUUGGCAGAGAAGGAUCGGUUGCCGGCAGUACUCGCUCGCUUGAGACCUUUUAAGCUGCCUUUGUGCUAUCUGAUGUUCUUUGCCGCUCUCUACCUUGGAGGUGUACCAUCCAUCACCAACGAUUUGAGCCAUUUACGAGACUCGCCGGGGUGGCACUUUUUAUCCUACCUCAAGCCACAGGCUGUUUACGACUUUCGCUGGUUCUUCCGAUUCUGGGCAGCAUCGCUCAUGGUGGCCUGCAUACCACACAUCGCUUGGCUAAAAGCCUUCUUCGAGACCACCUUUUGCCGAUACCUUGGCAGAAUCUCUUUCGGCUUUUACUUGGUACAUGGUCCAGUUCUUUGGACCGUGGGUGACCGCCUCUACGCGGCCGUCGGCCGAGUGCGUGAGGGGCACGUUGGGGUAGUGCCCACUUGGAUCAAUCUCUUCCCGUUCAGUGGGUGGGGACCGUUCGGCCUGGAGCUGAACUACCUUGUCCCACAUCUGAUCUUACUGCCACUUACGCUCUGCCUUGCGGAAGCCAUCACUAAGCUGAUCGAUGAGCCGAGCGUCAAGUUUGCCCAAUGGGCAUUUGGUCAGGAUGUGGCAGCACCGAAAAAGGCAGAUCCAUGA
This is a messenger RNA of Recurvomyces mirabilis, 1473 nucleotides long. RefSeq lists its product as uncharacterized. Gene Ontology annotation, cellular component: membrane. Lineage: Eukaryota; Fungi; Ascomycota; Dothideomycetes; Mycosphaerellales; Teratosphaeriaceae. The transcript has a single exon. The coding region runs from base 1 to 1473 and encodes 490 amino acids. Gene Ontology annotation, biological process: polysaccharide biosynthetic process. The record is from RefSeq and is a predicted model, not a curated record. Gene Ontology annotation, molecular function: acyltransferase activity, transferring groups other than amino-acyl groups.